GGUAAUCCAUUCACUCCAGAGCGUCCUUCCGUGGCUGAAUUGGAUCUCACCCAGCAGUUAAAAUAUGAACACGAGCUGGAGAAAGAAUAUGACCGACGUUUGCGUCUAGUCGAACAGAGAAAUGAAGAACUGUUCAAGGAAGCUGCUGAAGAGUACACACGUACAGUCGAGCGUCUUGAGAAUAAGUACAUACGCCCCACUCCCGGUGGUUGCUGCACAGCGGCAGAGCAACGGGUUGAGGACUGCUACCAAGCCAAUCCUGGCAAGACAUUGUUAUGCUCUAAAUUAGUCGCGGAGUACGUACGCUGCGUCAAUAAUUUCCGUCUGGCCACUGCCCGACGUGAGACUGUGUACAGUGUUUCCGUCGCGGAGCGAAGUCCAGUGGAAACAGUCGGAUUUGUUUGCGGUCCUGGUUGGCUAAUUUAA
This is a messenger RNA of Echinostoma caproni, 426 nucleotides long. NCBI's taxonomy places the organism in Eukaryota, Metazoa, Platyhelminthes, Trematoda, Plagiorchiida, Echinostomatidae. The record is from the annotation of a GenBank genome assembly.